Molecule: messenger RNA, 1616 nt
Organism: Dictyostelium purpureum
Lineage: Eukaryota; Evosea; Eumycetozoa; Dictyosteliales; Dictyosteliaceae
Exons: 1
Coding region: 497-1498 (333 amino acids)
Source: RefSeq, a predicted model, not a curated record
UUUAUAUACAAAUUUUUAUUAACGUCUUAUACUUUUUAAAAAUCACACAUAAAUCAAUAUUAUUACUUUAGAGUACAGUAAAUAGCAACAAUAAUUAUAUCUUUUAAAUAAUUUUAUUUUAUAUUUUAAAUAUUUAUUUUAAAAAGAUAUUUAAAAAAAAAAAAAACACACACAAAAAAUUCAAUAUUAUUUUUUAAAAUAUCAUUAUGCUCAAAAACCAAGGAGAAAUAAAAGUAACAUUAUCAUUAAAUAACAACAUUAAUAAUAUAUUAUUUAUAAUAGUAUCAUUUCUCCAACAAAUAAUUUAUACAACAGCAAUACACAAAGAAAUUUUUAAAAAUUUAAAUUCAGUUUAUUGGGGUUAUUUUAGUUCAAUUGGAUAAAUACUUAUUAUAAUAGUAACAAUAGCAAUAAUAAUAAUAGUAAUAGUAGUAUUUUUAAAAUAAAUAUUAAAAACUAAUAUCAACACAACAACUAAAUCAAUCAAGAAAGAAAAAUGAGAGCAGCAUUAGAAGAAUACAAUUCAAAGUUUUCAGACGAUACAACACCAGUAACACCAAGUAGUUCAUUUGUAGAUACAAGCACAUUGGCACCAAGAAGAAGAGGAGCAACAGUCCAUGGAGCUAGAGAAUAUCAUGUCCCAUCUGAUUUAAGAACAGGUAUCAGUAAUAAUCCAUAUAAUGGCGUUGGCAAUAAUUCGUCAUCAACAGCAAUUACAUCGGGUACAGUCGCACCAUCAUCAUCAAUGACUAAUCACCAAAAAGAAGAUGACUCAUAUACCUCAUUAAAGAUGCGUUACCUCAGAUCAUUAAAUAUAAGUAUUCAACAAGCACCACCAGCUAAAGAUAACAAUAUAUCAGCAUCAGCACCAAUACCUAUUCCAAUAGCGUUAUCAAUGGGCAGAGGCGAUUUGGAUUCAGACUCUGAUAUUUCAGAUAAGGAAGAUGAAGAUACUGAGGGUAGUUCAUAUGAUAAUAAUAGUAAUAGUAAUAAUAACAAUAAAACAUCAACUAGUUUUCGAAAUACAGUUGCAAACUCCUAUCUUAGUAGUAAUCAAUUUAAAAACAAUUUAAAUACUUUUGUAGAUACAGAUUUAACAAACAAUAAAAAUAUAAACAAUACAGAUAAUAAUGAUAAUGGUAAAGCUGGUGGUAUUAAUGGUAUAAAUACUUUAAGUAGUCAAUUUAAUAACAAUAAUACAAUCGAAAUUUCAAAAAUAAAUAUAAACAAGCAAAGUGUUAAUAAUAGUAAUAGUAGCUCAAAUAAUAAUAAAAAUAAAGCAAUUAUAGGCUUUAAUGUAAAUGAUAAAAAUGACAAUAGUAAUGGUUUUUCAAGUUCACCAAAUGAUGACAAUGGUUUAAAUGCUCCAAGAAAAGAUUCAAAAGGAAAAGGAAAGCACAAAUUUAUACCUCCACAUGAAUUACUUGGCACAAAUGGUGAUGAAUCUUUAAUUACAAAUCAUUCAAUUCCUGGCACAAGAAAGGUGUUUGCUGAAUAAAAAAAAAAAAUUCAAAAAAAUCGAAAAAAAAAAAUUCAAAAAAAAAAAAAAAAAAAAAAAAUUAUUUAUCUUCAAAAAUAAAUUAUAAUAACUUUAUUUAUCUAAUUUUAUUGAUCUU